ACGUCCUCCGGAAAGAAAAAGAGAGAGAGGGAGAGAGCGAGCGAGCAGAAAAACGCCGAGCCCCUACAGCUCAGAUCUCAAAUCUUCCUCCUCCUCCUCCACCUCCUCCAAACACACAACAACCACCACCACAAAUCCGCUGCGCUCCCAAAACAACCCCCCGAUUGCAAACCACAGAGCUGCCUGCAACACACACACGCUCGCAGAGGGAGCGAGAAAGCUAAGAGGGAGAGAGGGGAGAGGAGCCUGCAGCAAGCAGCUUCUCAGCAGAACGGCUACAUUGCACAAGCUGCUUUUUUGGAGGAGCUCAGUAGAAGAAAGCUCUGGGAUUUUAUUUUAGAUCCACUUUAUUUUGUUUUCUUUGGCUUUCCCCUUUCCUCUUGAUCGUUUGCAACAGCAACAAAAAAAGUGACUUGGUAUUGGCGAGUCGGCCUCCUGUUCAUUGAGGAAAAAAAAGAAAAGCGUGUGUGUGAGACUGAUCUCUUUUUAGGAGCAAAGAAAACCCACCCCGACCUGGAGAGGUGUUUUGAUGAUUAUUAUUAUUAUAGUGUAUACGCGCACACAAGUAUUUAUAAUCGAUCUGGGGAGAGGGAUCUAACUUUGCUCUGGACUUUUUUUUUUACAUGGUGAUCGUUCUUUCUCUAAUUUACAAGUUGGACUAAAGCAGAGUUUGGAAAAGAAUUUUUUUUUGCUUUAGGGCUGGAUUUAUUUGCAAACCGCAGGAAGAAGAAAAUACAAGAGAGAGAGGGGUUUGGUGCAGCGCCGCGAUCACGGAUUUCAGAUGUGUUCUAAGCCUGCCGGGGUGAGCACGCUUCCGGGCACUGAUGGAGACAAGAGCUCAGCACAGCAGUGGGUCGCAGCCCUUACUACAGGCUCGGCGUGACAGUGGGAGACCACACGGGGAGCCUGACCUGCGGGAUGUCCUAAUGCAGCAGGUUCACGUCUUGUCAUUGGACCAGAUCAGAGCCAUCCGAAACACGAAUGAAUACACAGAGGGACCUACGGUAGCUCCACGGCCAGGGGUCAAGUCCACUCCUCGGCUAGCAACCCAAUCCAAAAAUGAGAGACCCCAUGGCUUGCCGGAGCAUCGUCAUUUUAGCCGGAUUCAGCACACACAGACACACGCAUCGCCUCGGGCACCACUGUCCCGAUCUAUCAGCACGGUCAGCACAGGUUCACGGAGCAGUACGAGGACAAGUACGAGCAGUAAUUCAUCUGAACAAAGACUUCUAGGAUCAUCCUCAGGGCCAGUUGCUGAUGGGAUAGUCCGAAUGCAGCCCAAGUCUGAGCUCAAGUCGAGCGAGCUGAAGCCACUGAGCAAAGAAGACUUGGGAGCACACAGCUACAGGUGUGAAGACUGUGGAAAGUGUAAGUGUAAGGAGUGCACUUAUCCGAGGACCCUGCCCUCAUGUUGGAUUUGUGACAAGCAAUGUCUUUGCUCAGCCCAGAACGUGGUUGAUUACGGGACUUGCGUUUGCUGCGUGAAGGGCCUCUUCUACCACUGCUCUAACGAUGAUGAGGACAACUGUGCUGAUAACCCCUGCUCCUGCAGUCAGUCACAUUGCUGCACUAGGUGGUCCGCCAUGGGUGUAGUCUCCCUCUUUCUGCCUUGCUUGUGGUGUUACCUACCAGCCAAGGGUUGCCUUAAGUUGUGCCAGGGCUGUUACGACCGGGUAAAUCGGCCUGGGUGCCGCUGUAAACACUCCAACACCGUUUGCUGCAAAGUUCCCAGCAUCCCCCCUAGGAACUUUGAAAAGCCAACGUAGCAUCACUAGUCAGAAACACUAAAGUAACAAGGAUUAUUAUUUUAACAUACAUAUGCAACCAGCUAAGCAGCUAUGGUCUUGGCACUGUAGUAGAAGGGUUGGGGAUGUACUUUGCUGUUUGCAGUGAAAUGCUUUUCUCUGUGUGUGCCAUCUUAACUGAUACGCUUGUUAGGAUCCAGCUAGUGGCAUACAGGGAAAAAAAAAAGGGAUGCAGUACAUUGUGACCCACAUAUUGCAUAAGCUAAAGCAACACAGACACUCCUAGGCAACUCUAUUGUUUGUGAAUAGUACUUGCAAGAUUUGUGAAUUAGUAAAUGACUGCUUUUUUUUCAUUGUUUUCUGCCAGAGAUAAUAUGCUAUAUUUUUGUAUAUACAAUAAUAUUUUCAACUGUGAAAAGUAAGUGGUGUCAUAAGACAUGGCACAGUCAUAAAAUAUUAUACUAAUAUGUUGUACAUUCGGAAGAAUGUGAAUCAAUCAGUAUGUUUUUAGAUUGUAUUUUGUCUUACGGAAACUUUCUAUUACAAGACUUUGAUUUCCCUUCGGACUUCAUGUAUAUUGUACAGUUACAGUAAAAUUCAGCCUUUAUUUUCUAAUUUUUUCAACAUAUUGUUUAGUGUAAAAAAUAUUUAUUUGAAGUUUUAUUAUUUUAUAAAAAGAAAUAUUUAUUUUAAGAGGCAUCUUAAAAAUGUCACCCCUUUUUAUGAGGACGUCACAGUUGCUGCAAAUAAGGGGUGAACGAUGCAUAUGUUCACUAUAAAAUAGAAAAUAUAUUAACGUUUGAAAUUAAA
Corapipo altera (White-ruffed manakin) is the source of this 2555-nucleotide messenger RNA. It is a transcript of the gene SPRY2, whose product is annotated as sprouty RTK signaling antagonist 2. The record is from RefSeq and is a predicted model, not a curated record. The coding region runs from base 825 to 1766 and encodes 313 amino acids. The transcript is spliced from 2 exons. Gene Ontology annotation, cellular component: membrane; cytosol. Gene Ontology annotation, biological process: negative regulation of Ras protein signal transduction; multicellular organism development; negative regulation of MAP kinase activity. Lineage: Eukaryota; Metazoa; Chordata; Aves; Passeriformes; Pipridae.